CGCGCGCGUCACCGGCAGCCGCGUACGUCCGUACAUCGCAAUACUCAGUGGCCGGCGAAAGUUCGUGUUUUUCGUGUCGACGUCGUAGCAUAGUUUUGUUAGCUUUUCCGCAUUAUUAUCGUGCGUGAUUAUUCUAUAAAUUGUAUAUAUUUUUUCCGAUUUCAUCUCAGAGUGUUUAUGUAGUGAUUUAGUGUUGAGAAAAUUCGUAGAGAGUCUUGAUCGUGCGGUCAUUUGCGUGCGUGCUCGCGCGCGUGUGUGUGUGUGUGUGUGCUUGGUGGAUUUUUUAGUGUUUUUUAAAUUUAAAUUUGGUGAUAUUUUUUUUUCUCGAAAUGACCGACAGCAGCUAUAAUUCGCCUGCCAGGAGUUACGGGUCACCAGCUAGGAGCUUAAAAAUGUUAGACAGGGUAUACGGUUCUCCAGCUCGGUCGUAUUGUGGUGAUCAUUCUUCCGCCACGGAGUCGGAAGGUGAAGAAACGUUGGAGUUAUUAACUGAAAUACCGAGUUCGCCAGACCAAACAAUUUUAGAUGGUUGGUUAAAAUUCAGGGACAACAAGAAAUGGAGACACAGAUGGGGCGUUAUGACAAAACUAUCACCAGCUGCAGAUUGUCUACAUUUGCAACUAUACAGGGACAGUAAAGACCGGUACAAACACGGUCAGACGAAGGCUUCGUUAUCUUUGCAACACUUCUUAGGAGUAGAGUCUGGAUUUACGCUGGACAAAGAAUCCAACACGAUAGCUAUUAUUUGCCAAGACGUCACUGUUGUACUAGCGUUCGAUACCCGAGAAAGACUGAUACAGUGGCAAGUUAAGAUAUCUUCAAACCUGGGAGACGACCAACAGUUUUUGAUUCAAAUAUCAUCCUGUCCUCCCAAGUCAAAAAUAUCCGCAGGACCUGCCAGAUUACACAUACAAGACUUAAGAUUCUCAAUGACGACUGGAGUACCCCCAAGAUUAGCUGGUGUUUGGGAACUUCGACACUUAAGAAAAUAUGGAGUUAUUGAAAACCGGUUUUGCUACGAGGGUGGUUCAAGGUGUGGCAAAGGUGAGGGCUUAUUUGUGUGUUUCACCGACCAGGGAGACGACAUAACUAGAUGCAUGAACUUAGCAGCAGAAAGCAAAUUGGCUACCAGAAAAAGGGCGCUCUCUAGAAAUAUGUCGGUUUUAGAAAGUCCGUCCAGAAGAGGUCUCUUGUCUCGCUUAGAUUCUAGAGCUUCAGAGUACGGUGCUGAUCAAAGUUCGUUCAAUCAACAUUCUCACGACAGAAGUAGUGAAGACAACAUGUGUUGGCCAUCUAACGAAAGUCGACUAGAUAAUUCGGACUUUGGGGACACGGCGUCUGUUGGAGAUUAUCAAGAUCAAAACUUACAGGAGUGCACAUGGACCCCAGAAACAGCUUUGGAACGAUGUGCCAGCUGUAUAAGUAAACUUGGAGCUUUGUCUCGUUCUUCGACCAUGGCUAAUACCCCUGGAAGCAUGGGCUUUAAUCCAGCGUGGACUAUGGACAACAAUGUAUCGUCGCUGAAUUACAUACCAGAAAUGAAUAACGGACACCAGUGUUGCGGAUAUAUGUCGUCGCAGAGUAGCAGCAGUGGCGGAAGUGCCGGAUGCAGCUCUGUGUGUGGUACCGAGUAUUCUGUACCUAGAAAAGUAUGCGGCUCCAUGACUGACAAAAUGAACAAAAUUCAAUCUGAAACGUGUGCACCGAACAGACCACCGAAACCAGUACACCUAAAGCCAGAAACGAGUACGCCAGUGAAAAAGGCUCCAAUGCCUCUACCUCAGCAGGAUACGAUAUGUGUAUGCCGGUGCACUACAUUGGACAAAUCUAGACAAUCCUACCUCAAUAAUUACGACACUCCUAAGAUUAUGUGCCCAAACACAAAACCGAAUAAACCGUACUCGUCCAUACAAGAUGAAUACUACGACACGCCGCGGAACAUCAAGUCCUCGUUGGAAGUUAACCCCUACGGAAAUUACGAUACGCCUCCAUCGCCCGUGGCCGUUCAUAAAAAAUCCAAUGCCGGCACGCCGAAACAAACAGAUAGCCCGCAAUGCACCGGAAUGUGCCCUUGCCAGAGAGCCAUGACUUGUUGGUCUCAUAAUAACUGGAUGACGAUGCCUCCUCGUUGCAGACGAAGUAAUCAUCUAACCGACAAUCAGAUACCAAAUUUUACCAACAAUUGCAAACACAACGGAGCAAUUUACGCGACCGUGGACGUUUCGAAGAAAAAGAAGCACGCGGAACCACUGCCACCCCCAUCGUCAAGCAACUACAUGAACUUGGAACCAGCCGGUGGUGGUGGCAAACAGCAACAGCCAACGGCGGCCCAUAACGGCCGAAAGCCGACGGAAAACUACAUGAACUUGGAGUUUAGUGAAUCGCUAUGCUACUACGAAAACGCCAAAAACGUGUUGACCAAGGCGGGCCUGUCAAACGCCUGCGACAAGUGCGGCCAUCAGAAGCGUUGUUCCGGCGGCGGCGCCGACGAAAAGGGUGACUACAUGACCAUGGAACCGGUCAACGGUCGGAUGGUGGAAACGAAGCGUAACCAGUUCCCUGGUUACUUGCCCAUGAGUCCGACGGCGGCGGGCAACAACAACAACAACAACAACAACAAUAGUAGCAGCGGAAAUAACAAGCAGCAGGACAUGUUGAAGAAUAUAAUGAACAGGGGCCUAGCCGAAAAGUCGGCCAGCAUACCCAGCCUGAACGAGUACAAGUCUACAGCGGCGACGGCCAACGGCAACGACUGGAAAAACGUUGGGGGGGCGGCGGACGAUCCUCAUCGAAGGCGGUCCAGCUCGGCAGACUCUUCGAGGUGCGACGACGACGGGCUGACGUGUGGCAUUGGCGCCGACCGGUCAAGCCGUGGCGCUGGUUGUUCGGAUCACACUUCGUCGGCCGAGAGCAUGACCAGCCAGAUCGCCAAACGUCCCACGGACGCCACCUCGGCGGGCGCCACGUCCACCGCCUCGACGGUGUCUGACGGCAGCGUGGCCGCGGACGAUCAACAGACCGCGCUGGUGCACAUCCGACGGUCGUCGAGCGUUCCGUGCAAGAACAACCGCGACUCGUCCAGCUCCAACGAUUCGGGCGUGUCCACUGGUUCGCUGCGUUACCGAGGCGCCGACUUUGCCGAGUUCGAGUUGCCGCUGACCACGGCCAUGUCGACGAUGAGGCACAGGCGCACAGUGGCCGCGGCCACUGCCGCCGCCUCCGGUGGUUCCGCGGACGGUUCCGUCGACUGCGGCGGCCGCGUGACCGUGACCGGUUGCGUGCACGGUUCGCUGCCUAGGCGGUCCAAGUCCACCGACCGGCUUAAGGAGCUUAGCUUCAGGUUUCAAAAGUUCGCAGGCACCAUGAAAUCGUCGUCGGCCGGUGCCGAAGUACCCGUGUGCUUGAAAAAAGAUAAAGGGUUUAACGUGGAAGGAAACGCGGGCGUGCCGUUUUUGGACUCGCAGAGCACGAGCAGCUACACGUCGGACAUGAGCGACUACAUCGAAACGCUGUCGUUGUCGUCGCACAGUUCGUCGGACACCGCCAACAACGAAAACCCAAGGUGCGGUAGACCGGCCAAGACUACAUUGAAACCGCGGUCCGGCAAGGAAUACCAUCAGAUCGGAUUUUUUCUGGACGGCGACCUGAAGGUCAAAUCCGAUAUACCACCAGUUCCUGAAAAGACGGAAACCCCUUCUCCCAGGUAUGCCGCAGCCCAAGAAAGCAACGUCGUCUGAUGACACUAGGAGAAGUAUUGCAUCCAAGAAAGAUGUUGAACGAUUAUUUUUCCGCAAUCAAUAUAAGCAUUUGACUUAUUAUUACAGAAGGGACGAAGAUGGAAAUACAAAGAUUGAAUUAAACUGUACAUUGUUAAAAUUUACUGAAAAUAACAUAUCACAACAUGUAUAAAAUACUACUGUAAUAAUAUACUUAAAUAUUAAUAAUGUAAUUUUAAAGUGUUGAAUUUAAGACUGCCAACUUAAAAAAUGUACUAUACAUACAAAAAAUUAAUAUUUAUGUAUUCACACAUUUUUGAAAUGAAAUAUUAUAUAUUUAUUACAAUAACGGUUUAGUCUACUAAGAACUAGUCAUCUAUAGUCAAUUUAA
This is a messenger RNA of Metopolophium dirhodum (rose-grain aphid), 4107 nucleotides long. Its product is annotated as probable serine/threonine-protein kinase nek3. The record is from RefSeq and is a predicted model, not a curated record. The transcript is spliced from 16 exons. Gene Ontology annotation, molecular function: protein kinase binding. Bases 330 to 3737 code for a protein of 1135 amino acids. Gene Ontology annotation, biological process: positive regulation of protein tyrosine kinase activity; neuromuscular junction development. NCBI's taxonomy places the organism in Eukaryota, Metazoa, Arthropoda, Insecta, Hemiptera, Aphididae.